Messenger RNA from Triticum dicoccoides, 1662 nucleotides. Its product is annotated as 2-carboxy-D-arabinitol-1-phosphatase-like. Gene Ontology annotation, molecular function: phosphatase activity. Lineage: Eukaryota; Viridiplantae; Streptophyta; Magnoliopsida; Poales; Poaceae. The transcript is spliced from 8 exons. The record is from RefSeq and is a predicted model, not a curated record. The coding region runs from base 48 to 1535 and encodes 495 amino acids.
UCCUUCUGGGUACCGUCCAAAUCAGAGGGGCGGAUAAAAUCCCACAAAUGCUCCUCUUCGCUCCCACCCCGCCGCCGUCGCCGGCCACCGCUCACCGGCGACCGGGUGGCAGCGCUGCCUCGUGCAUCCGCUGCUCGAGCGUGCGCGAGCUUGAUAGGUCCCCGAGCCGCCCGCCGCUACCGCCGCUGGCGGAGGCGAAGCGGGUGGUGCUGGUGCGGCACGGGCAGAGCACCUGGAACGCGGAUGGACGCAUCCAGGGGAGCUCCGACUUCUCCGUGCUCACGCCCAAGGGGGAGUCCCAAGCGGAGACCUCCCGCCUCAUGCUCCUCGCCGACUCCUUCGACGCCUGCUUCACCAGCCCGCUCGCCCGGUCCCGCCGCACCGCGGAGAUCAUCUGGGACAGCCGCGAUAAGGACCUCAUCCCGGACUACGACCUCCGCGAGAUCGACCUCUAUUCCUUCCAGGGGCUCUUGAAGCAUGAAGGGAAGGAGAAGUACGGGGCUCUGUUCCAGCAGUGGCAGAAGAAUCCAUCAGACUGCAGCAUCGAUGGGCACUACCCAGUGCGGGAGCUCUGGGACCGAGCGCAGGGCUGCUGGGAGAGGAUCCCGACACACGAGGGCAAGUCAGUUCUUGUGGUUGCCCACAAUGCAGUUAACCAAGCGCUCGUUGCCACAUCCUUGGGACUUGGCACCGAGUACUUUCGGACUCUGCUCCAAAGCAAUUGUGGCGCUAGUGUGCUGGAUUUCACCCCACAGCCCGGCGGACGCCCUCCAAGUGUGUGCCUUAACCGCUUAAAUCAGACCCCGAACUCUCCUAUUUCUGCCGAAAGUUCUGCAGGUAGAAAGUCGAGCAAGCGGAUCAUUCUAGUUUGUCAAGGGGCUACACAGAGCAGUUCUGAGGGUAGUUUAGGCGGAGUGGGUUAUGCACCGCUGAACAUGCUGGGUGUUAUACAGGCUCAGAAGACCGCGGAACUACUUCUAGAUCUGAAGGUGAACAGUAUUAUCUGUAGCCCACAAGUCGCAGCUGUUGAUACUGCAACUGCCAUAUGUGAGGUCCAAGAGGCUGCUGAUUGCUUAGGUGCUGACUGUGUGCCUCGUUAUGUUGAAAUGAAGAAUUUGUUCGGACUCGAAAUUGAUGAUGCCUUUCUAACAAAGCAAAAGAGCCUUGAACAGAUAGUUCAGUCUGGUUGGAUGGGCGGCAUGGAACACCAAAAGCUUAAGACAUUGUGGGCUCAGUCCGAGGAUGCAUGGCAAGCUUUGGUAAACGAAUUGCCAGAUGAUGAUGGCGCUGAUUCAGACCGAGUCGUUGUCGCUAUCGGCCAUCCUGCCAUCCACCUGGCACUGCUCUGCAGGUGUCUGGACCUAACAAUGGAUUACAUGCCGUCUUUCCAUCUGGACGACGGCAGCAUCAGCGUGAUCGAUUUCCCGGAUGGGCCGAAAGGAGGAGGCAUCGUCAGAUGCACCAAUUACACGGCCCAUUUGGGCAGAUGGUCGGUACCCAUCACAAAAUCAACAGAAAACAAUGAUGAAUUCUGAAUUAAUUUUUGUACAGAGGUAAUUAGCAUCUCCCAUUUUUUUCGCUGUAAAAAGAAACAUCUUCCAUUUCUUGGUGGGGGGAGUAUCAUCCUUCAGGAAAAUGAAUUGAGCCGGUAGAUAUCGUACA